Molecule: messenger RNA, 232 nt
Organism: Fulmarus glacialis (Northern fulmar)
Lineage: Eukaryota; Metazoa; Chordata; Aves; Procellariiformes; Procellariidae
Gene: PYURF
Product: PIGY upstream reading frame
Exons: 1
Source: RefSeq, a predicted model, not a curated record
UCGAGCGAGAAGGGCUGCCGAAGGGCAAACCCAGGUUAUUCACUCCUUCUUUUGUUUUGUUUUGGUUUUACCCCUGACUUGCCUGGCCAGGUACGAAGAAGCUACCCACGAGCUCAUUAACGAGGAGCUGGGCAUCGCAUACCCCAUCAUUGAUGGCAUCCCAUAUAUGAUCCCAGAGGCUGCCAGGACGACUCAGAAGAAGCCCCCAGCUGAGGGCUCGGAGCAGCCCUGA